Messenger RNA from Rubroshorea leprosula, 1463 nucleotides. Lineage: Eukaryota; Viridiplantae; Streptophyta; Magnoliopsida; Malvales; Dipterocarpaceae. The record is from the annotation of a GenBank genome assembly.
AUCGAUUUCAAGUUUUCAAUCCAAAAGAUAAAGCAGCUGCAGGGAGAUGACACGGAAAAAGGAAAAAGCAAAGGAAAGAAGAGAGAAGAGACUACAGGAGAUUUCCCUUCUUAGGACCAUUCCUUAUUCCGAUCAUCAAAGGUGGUGGUCUCAAGAAACUAUUGCUGUGGUAACUGGUGCUAAUAGAGGAAUUGGGUUUGAGAUUGCAAGGCAACUAGCAGGGCAUGGAUUGACAGUGAUACUAACAUCAAGGAACACCAGCGUUGGCAUUGAGGCAUCCAAGGUCUUACAAGAAGGAGGUUUUAAUGUUGAUGUUCAUCAAUUGGAUAUCUUGGAUUCUGAAUCUAUCUCACGGUUUGCUGAGUGGGUACAAGAAAAAUACGGGAACAUAGAUAUCCUGGUGAAUAAUGCAGGUGUUAAUUACAAUCUUGGGGCUGAUAAUUCUGUUGAAUUUGCCAAACAAACAAUUGAUACCAACUAUUAUGGCACGAAAAACAUGAUUAAAGCAAUGAUACCUUUGAUGAGAUCUUCUGCUAUUGGUGCUCGGAUUGUUAAUGUGAGCUCAAGGCUAGGUAAACUUAACGGCCGAAGAAAUAGAAUUGAAGAUAAAGAAUUGAGGGAACAAUUAAGCAAGUUGGACACAUUAUCUGAGGAACUUAUAGAUCAAACCGUAUGUGCUUUCCUACAGCAAGUUGAAGAUGGUACCUGGGAAUCAGGAGGGUGGCCGAAGACAUUCACUGACUACUCAGUGUCAAAACUUGCUGUUAAUACGUACACCAGGCUGAUGGCCAAAGAACUCUCUGAGCGGCCAGAAGGUGAGAAGAUUUUUGUCAACUGCUACUGCCCAGGAUGGGUGAAGACUGCUAUGACAGGCUGGGCUGGGAAUAUAUCAGCUGAGGAUGCAGCUGACACUGGAGUAUGGCUUUCCCUGCUUUCUGACCAAGCAAUUACUGGGAAAUUUUUUGCAGAGAGACGAGAAAUAAACUUCUGAGGCGACUGGCUUCACUACUGCAGAUUCUGGGAUCCAGCUUCUCCUUCUGAGGUUAUAUUGUUGAGAAGAUUCUGAUACCAUCAUCUAUUGUCUCACAGUAAUCACUAAUGGGAAAAGUGGAUACUGUCACCAUUGGAGCUGGAAUAGAAAUUAGGGAUCAUGCAGCCUUUUCAACCUCCUAUACAAUGUUCGAGACUAAGAUGAAUAGUGUGCCAUAUUCAGAAUCUCUUGUAAUCCUCUGGAAAUGGAAAGUUUGUUUAUUAUUUCUGAUAUUAAUCUCUCGAUAUUUGGUAAUCACAUUGGAUUUCGAUUAAUUUGAAAUCGAACCGCAUUGGAAGAAGCUCUCAAUGCUUGUUUUUUCAUUUACAAAACUUAAACUCGAGGAGUUUGUUUGUUGUUGACAUCUUUCCCAUGCACCAAACAAGUUUGUAGUUUAAUGAUUAAGGUUCAUGAAAAAAAUAUUUAGAACAUU